Molecule: messenger RNA, 285 nt
Organism: Closterium sp. Naga37s-1
Lineage: Eukaryota; Viridiplantae; Streptophyta; Zygnematophyceae; Desmidiales; Closteriaceae
Source: the annotation of a GenBank genome assembly
AUGGGUGUGAAUCCUCCUCUACUCUCUCCUAACGCUCUGACUGGGAUUGCUGCUGCUGCUGCUACUGCUGCUGCUGUCAUGUCUCCUCCUCUACUCUCUCCUGACGCUCCGACUGAGACUGCUGCUACUGCUACUGCUACUGUGCCCUCUCAAACCACUCACGCUCCUCCCUCUCCAACCGGAGGAGACGCUGCUCACAGAACCGACACCACCUGCUCCAGCAGCCCCAGCACCCUCACCCUCCGCAACUGCACUUCCCGCACCCCCGGACACGACAAGGACUAG